Alligator sinensis (Chinese alligator) is the source of this 3653-nucleotide messenger RNA. It is a transcript of the gene SRD5A1, whose product is annotated as steroid 5 alpha-reductase 1. NCBI's taxonomy places the organism in Eukaryota, Metazoa, Chordata, Crocodylia, Alligatoridae. Gene Ontology annotation, cellular component: membrane. The transcript has 5 exons. Gene Ontology annotation, biological process: steroid biosynthetic process. Gene Ontology annotation, molecular function: 3-oxo-5-alpha-steroid 4-dehydrogenase activity. The coding region runs from base 33 to 824 and encodes 263 amino acids. The record is from RefSeq and is a predicted model, not a curated record.
GCGGGCGCGCGGGUAGUAAGUGGAGUGUAGUCAUGGAGCAGUUUUGGCAGGAGGUGGCUAGCCCGGCAGAGCGGAGGCUGCUGACGGCGCUGGGCUGUGCAUUGGCGGGCAUCGGGCUGGUUCUGGCGCUGGUGCUGCGCUGCGUGCAUCUGUCCUACGGCCGCUACACCUCGCUGUACUUCGGGCCCGGCCUGCCCGCCCGCGCCGCCUGGCUCAUGCAGGAGCUGCCCGCGCUCCUUGUGCCGCUGGCCCUCGCCCUCGGCAGCGGCGCCGCCCGCUUGCACCACCGCCCCAACCGGGGCCUGUUGGGGCUCUUCCUGAUACAUUUUUAUUCUAGAGCACUCAUCUUUCCUUUCUUGAUUCGUGGAGGAAAGCCAACACCACUCAUAAUUUUUUUACUAGCAUUUAUUUUUUGUCUCUUGAAUGGGUAUUUACAAGGUCGGAGCUUAAGUAAUUAUGCAGAAUACCCUUCUGACUGGUUGAAACAUCCUUGUUUCAUUGUAGGAUUUGCAGGAUGGUUGAUUGGUAUGGUAAUCAAUAUUCAUUCUGACCACAUUCUUAGAAGUCUGAGAGAACCAGGGGAAACUGGCUACAAAAUACCAAAAGGAGGAAUGUUUGAAUAUGUUACUGGAGCCAAUUUUUUUGGCGAGAUCCUCGAGUGGUUUGGAUUUGCUUUGGCCUGCUGCACCAUUGAAAGUGCUGGUUUUGCUAUGUGCGCACUCUUCAUUCUAGCUUCCCGGGCAAGGCAGCACCAUGAGUGGUACUUGGAAAAAUUUGAAGACUACCCCAAAUCCAGGAAAAUUGUAAUUCCUUUUCUGUAUUGAGCUGUGCCUCACAUAUCCAGCUAGCUUUGAAUGAUGGUGACUGCUGUUCUGAAAAAGUGUUCAGUUCCUAGUCGAUACAUGACAAGUGUCAUCCAAAUGGAUUUCUUUGAGUGCCAGUAUGUAAAGGCUUUUGACUUCCUAACUUUUGGCUUCCUAAUCGGUAAAAUACAGCUGAUUGGUAAGGAGGUGACAUGAGAAAAGAUGGCCCCAGUUUUCCUGGAAGGAGCACAGUGCAAUAAAUAAUAUGGCAAGAGCAUCCUGAUCCUUGUCACUGGAACUAGCUUACUACAGUGGUGCCCCUCUGUCUCUUGUCUUUCUACCCACUGGUUUAGCUGUAGCCAAGUACACUGCUUCCAGAAUGCCAGGAUGAGCUACUUGCAUUGCACUGUUUGGAUGCAGUGUUCAUGCAUUAGGCAGCCAUACAACAAUAGACUUUUGUUCAGAAUUAUGGCUACCCUGUAGACAAAUAACAAUAGUGAAGAUGCUACUUGUACUUCCUCUUUCAUACUCAGCUGUGCAAGACACAGACAUAAUAGACAAAGUAAAGCUGGUUGUGCUACCUAUGCCAGUAUUGGUUAUGAAAAUUGAUUAAGAUUUAUAUAUCUGCUUUUAUGUAUGUGAGAGUGAUCUCUCAUGUGCUACUUGGUGGGUGGGUUCCCACUAACCUUUAUAAGAGAUACUACUUUCUUCAUUUUCUACCUUCUGUUUUUUCCUAUAUGAAAAAUGUCUUAAUUGGUAACUGUUGUCCUGAAAGCACUUAAAAAUGUGUUUCCUGGGUAUUUCUGAUUGCUGGAUCCUCAGCCUCCUGAGUCUUCUAGAGCAGUUCUCCGUACCCAUGUCUGUUAGGGCCCCUCUAGAUGUUCUGCUAAAGCAUCAUAGGAUCUGAUGCAUGAUCCAUAUAAUUGCAUCUCCUGCCAUGUUACAUAUGGAUGGCAGGAGCUGUGAUUAGGGGAUCCAGCAUCAGACAGGGCUCCCAGCUGCAAGGGAAUACCUUGCUACACAUGUAAAUGAAAGCUGGAUAGAAACCAGCUAUAAAGUUGUUACAUAUUUUCCAGCUCUAACUCUAUAGUUGGAUGGACUCUUUUUGGUGUGAUUGUUACUUUGCACAUAUAGCCAGUCUAAAUUAAUUGUGCAAUUACCCAGUUAAUUAUUUAAUACAUGUAACAUGUAGAGGGGGGCCUUUUUGUUUUUAUUUAAACAAAAAUAGUAAGCACUCAGGAAAACCCAAAGAGGAUUUGGCUAUCAAAGCUUUUAUUUUGUGAUUUGUAAUCUUUUUGUUCCAUUUUUCUGACAAUAAAGGUCUGGACACUGUCUUCCAAAAUACUGGCAUAUUUCUACCUCUUGACUUUUUUACCUUAGCCUCUUCUCCCUUUUUCACUUCCUUUUCUCUCGUUUCCUCCUUCCUCCUCAGUUUGCUGAAAGGCUUCAGGGAGCUUCAUCCUGUUCAUUGUGAGUUCAGGUACCUUGUUCAAAAAAGCAAUUUGUUGAAUCUUAAAUCUUCCUCCAAGUGUCCUUUAGGCAUUGCUAAAUGGUAAGGUAAAUUUAAUCUAUUUACAAGUAAAUAGAUUAAAUUAUAAGUAAUCUAAAUUCCUCCCUUCCUAAUUGUUAAGUUUCCUGUCUCUUUUCUGUUGUAACACUCCAACUACUUCAAUCACUAUCAUCUUCCAUUGUGAGAGGGAUGAUAAGGCUCCCUAGCCUCACUCAGAGCUUGCCUGCCACAACUUGAGCUGGGAGAAGGAAGAGUAAUUAUUCCCUAAAGAGGCUUUCAAUCAUUGGCCACCCAGGUAGGUUUUAACUGAAUUGGUUCAUUUAUUGUGCAAAGUCUACAGAAGAUAACGAACUGUGUUGGCAAACCCUCUACCCAGAUGCUGUUUCUUCACCAGUCCUUUAAGCUUCUGGUGUUGCCUCAUGCCAGUUUAUGCUUCUAAUCCCCUUUUUAAUUUCUUCUUUCUGUUUCCCCUAAGCCCAUCUUCAGCAGUCCUUGCUGCCUCUGAGACCCUAGGCAAGUGUCCCCACUUCUCACCAGCCAAUCACAGGUUUGUGAUUCCCCAGGUCUUGCACAGUCCUAUCUUAACUGGGAGUCCCCGCACUGGAGAUACUCCAUCAGUUGUCCGCUGUGUUCUCUUCCUUUCUUCAGGUGCCCAGAGGGCAAACUCUUUCUCUGGGUGUCUGUUUUUCAUGUGGUCGGUGGCCGCAUCUGCUUUGAUAUUCCUUGUUCUCUCCUGGUGUGUUAUCGUGAGUUAGCUAUUAAACUUGCCCCUUCUCUAACUCAGGGGCAGGCAAUUAUUUCAGGUGGAGGGCUGCUUACUCAGUUUUGGCAGGCUGUUGAGGGGUGCCCUGCCCCUUGAGGGCCAUCUUGGGACCAAUGUCCCAAUGUCUUUGGUCCCCCCAAGACAGUGGGACACUGGUCCCAUGUCCCAGGGCCAGCACCAGUGGGACCCAAAGUGGGGCACAGGCUGGCAGGGGUCUGUGGAGCCGGACUGGGCUGCACCAGCAUGGAAAGGGGAGAGCUGGCCCAGUUCAAUAGAGCUCCUGCCAGCUGGGACCCUGCGCUCCUGCCACCCUGCUCUGGGCCCCACUGGCACCGGCCCUGGGACACAGGUGUGGGCCCCGUGCUCCCACGCCCACUCACUCCCAGUGCCCCCCGGCCCUGUGGUACAGGCAGGGGGCAGCACACAGCCUUGACCCCCUGCUCAUCGACAGAGAAGAGGCUGGUGCUGAGUGCUGGGAAAAGAGGCCCCUCUCCCGCCCCGUGGCAUGCGCUCCCUGCUGCAACCACUCGCAGCUCGCAUGGAGCUGUCCAGAGCAGACACAGGCAGCCCCAGGCAG